GGUCAAAAUCUUUCCCUAAUAAGGCAGAGUGAUGAAGUAAAUCAUUUUCUCCAGGGCGCGCUUUCGACCAGCAGGUGGCGCUUUAAUAUCGAGGAGUUUGAACUGUUUGGUGUGGAGGAUUUCAGCGUCAUUAGUCCUCAGUGUAGUCAGACGCGGGCUGGUGUUAGUCCAGGAGUUUGGGGUGGUGUUUAUUAUUUUGUUAGACUUCAUGUCGGAUCAGUGUUGGGUAUAUUGAUUCAGUAUUUAGUGCGCUGCUGUGCGCUGCUGUGCGCUUUAAGGACGCGGAGGCGGUGAUGUCGGGAAAAGAAAAAAUAAUUACUACUAAUUGGAGUCUGCGGUGUCUGUAGAUGGAGGUGAAGAGCAGAGAGAUUGAGAGUGAGUGUGUCGGAUCUCAUUUUACAUCAAAACGCAAUGGAUAUUUCACGUGCGUCACCCAUUUAGCGCAAUUUUCGGAUUUUGAUGCGACAUUAAAUCUUCAUUAAUUAUUUCUAGAUCUCGAUAUUUUUUAUUAUAAUAAACAUUCAGGAAAUUAAGGAGGUUGGUUUAUUCACCAUCUCUGGACUCGAGCUGUCCGGUUCCAGGCUUCAGCGCGCCGGAAAUGAAACAAGAAACCAUGUGGAGAUAACCUUCACAUCCUGAUGGAGAAACAUCUGAUCCGUCCUGGUAGGAGCGCGCGCACACUCCUCCGUCUGACCUGCUUGUCCUUUUGGAGGGUUCUAAGAUCCUGCUGGAGGUCCUCCAGGUCCAGGAGAGCUUUACUCCUCGCUUUUGCCUGCUUGCUCUACCUCUUCUGCUUGGAGUUGUGGAUCGACAGUGGAGAUCGUGACCGAAACCUGACCGAGGGCAGGAGAUGGAUUUUGGAAAGGAUUCCAGGAUCUACAUCUCCAACGCGCUCCAAUGUGGUCUACAUCACCCUGAAGUCCAAAAGACACAAACCGGCCAUCCUGAGAGCGACGCUGCGCCCCAAAUCACGCAGGAAGAAGGUAAGGAACGUGGAGAACCAGAGUCGAGACGCAGCCCGCCAUCGUGGAGAAGAAACGUUGAAGCGUAUUGAAUCUACAGACCUGUGGAGGAAGGUUCUCCAUUCACUUUAUAAACCAGGACAGCUCGAUGAUGACGAUGGAAGCUCCAUCCGGAUCUACAGUCAAAAAUCUCCACCGUGGUUCAGCCAAGCUGACAUAGAAACCAUGCGCUUCCUCUCCAAGUGCAAAAUUGGCCGUGUGGAAGUUCUCGAGCCGGAGAAUGCUCCUCCCGCGCUCCUGUUUAAGAGUGUGAGUGGGUUUAAUCGGAGCUCAGACCAUGCAGGAGAGUGUGAUGGACGAUGUGGAGUCAUUAAGGGACCUGAGGACAUGAGCGAAGUGUUCGCUUUCCACCUGGAUCGGGUUUUAAGGCUCAAUCGGAGUUCAGUGGCCAUCAGCAGGAGGUUCCGUGCUCUGGAUGGUCAGUUGUGUCCGGUGACCCUGUACGACCCGUCUGUUGUUCCGGUACCCGAGUCGAGAUCGGGAUCUCUGCGGUGGAGCUCGUAUCAGACGUCGUUACAGUACAGGUGCUGGCAGCAUGGCGUCCCGAAACCCGAGUGGAGCUGCAGCAGCCUCCAUCACCACGAGUGGAGCAGAGUGACGCUGUUUGACUUCCUGCUGCAGAAUCACCAGCGGUUCGACAGGAACUGCUGCGGUUUCAGGCCACGCCCACAGGACAGCUGCGUCCAGCUCGGCCAUCACAGAGAGUGCGGUAAUGUGGACAACCUCGAGCUUUCACACAUCGUCCAUCGCAAGAACGACCCGAGACGCCUCGUCUACGUCAACAACAACGCCUUCUUCGACCGGGACGAAGAAAACCUCGACUUUAAACUGCUCGAGGGAAUCAAAGAACUCCCAGAGGUAGCAGUGAGUGUGUUGCGCUCUCAGCGUCUCAGACAGAACCUCCUGCAGUCUCUGUUUGUGGAUGAACAGUUCUGGGAGAAUCAGGGAGGACGCCGAGGCAUCGACAAGCUCAUAGACGUCAUCGAGGGACGCGCGAGAGUCUUACUGCGCUACAUCAACGCUCACGGCCUCAACGUCGUCGCCAUGAACUCGUAAACAGACGUGGGACACGUUUUCAUUAAUUAAUUUAUUAUUUUAAUUAACGUUCAGUAAUCACACCAGUGUAGCUAUACAGUUAUGCCGUCAUGUUCCUGAGCGUCUGAUGUCAUCGGAACACUGAUUACAUCAUCGUUAUCAUCGUUUUUCCACUGAAACCGUUUCAUGUCCAUUUCUAAAGGAACAUUUUUGGCCAAAAAUAAAAGUUUUUUUUUUUACCUUAAACGUGCUGGAUUACGUGAGACGUGUUUUCUUCUUUGAUUUGGCUGUGGAGCUGUGAGGGCUUGGAGGGCUUUGUAGAGGUGUAGCGCAAUGUCUGUACAAUCUCUGUGUCUGUACUGGGAUUUAAACCCAAAGUGGGUGUGGCCUAAACCAGAAGCACCCCCAGAAACACUGGCAAACAUUCCAGAUGUAGAAACGUCAGCAGCUUCAGCACUCCACGGGAUCCAGUCCUGAUACACACCUCUAGAGUCUCAGCCACACCCUCUGAACCUUUCUGGCACGCAAACAAACUGCAUCUCUUAUUAAUAUCUGUGUUUGUAUCCCUUUAGAACCCAAAAUCUGUUCAUUCUGAAUUCAUCAUAGGAGUUAUUUGUAUUCAGUUUAGGAGUCAGCGCUAUGACAUCACUCGAUACGCAUCAUCAUCUAGUGUAGGCUUGUGAACGAUCGCGCAGCAAAACACUUAAGUGUUGCAUUAAAAUAAAUUUGCUAACCUGGGGUUAGGGUUGCCAACCCUUUUUAUUUAUCAAAUUAUAUAUUAUACUGAAAGAAGGAAAAAUGCAAACAUAUUUAUAUAUAGUGUUUUUUUUUUUUAAAUGGUGCAUCAACUGCCAGUCAGGUUCUAAUGAUAGACAGGUAGAUCCUGAUAUCCACAAUAUUCCAGAAAAGCAUACUGUAAUAUAUUUUAUCACAAUAUGGACAUACCAUUAUAUCACCCAGCCGUAAUUCAGUUAUGUGAGUGUGUGUUUUGUCUAUCUGCCGUCCUUCACACUGAUUUACACACAGCUUUAACACGAACCGAGCGGCUGAAGGCUGCAGCACUGAAAUAAACACUUUGUAAAUAUAACCUGCUGCUUCACGACGUCAGCUGAAACCAUCCGUCAAUCUGUGAUGCUACGAGGGAGAAUGACGCCUGCACUGCUAGCGUGAAGGUCUGCGGAGGUCUGUGGAGGUCCGGAGACAUCAGGCACGAAAUGGUAGACUUUAAUUGUAGUCUUUGGGCAUGCAGGUCCUGCGAUUUUGAACACUCUAAACACGUACAGCAUCUGAUUCACACACUGAUUUACACACUGAAGUACACACACUGGUUUACACACACUGUCUCCACUUUCGCACUCGCAGCAUUGCUGCACAGGAAGCAGAUUUCAGUUCUCAGUGAGGUUACUGGAACAUUCAGCAGGACGGACUGGACUGGACUGGACUGAACUGAACCCACGCUGUAAUUACACACAGUCCUCAAAGUCCUGAGCUCUGUUAUUCCCAAAUAAACACUGGGGGAAAUUC
Molecule: messenger RNA, 3581 nt
Organism: Ictalurus punctatus (channel catfish)
Lineage: Eukaryota; Metazoa; Chordata; Actinopteri; Siluriformes; Ictaluridae
Gene: gask1b
Product: golgi associated kinase 1B
Exons: 4
Coding region: 639-2078 (479 amino acids)
Cellular component (GO): Golgi apparatus
Source: RefSeq, a predicted model, not a curated record